CUGCAUCCAACAUGGCGACAGCUGGAGCCGCCAUUCUUCCACUUCUUCUCUGUUUAUGUCUGGUAGAUGUGUGUUCCGGUUACAACAUUGACGUUGUCCACGCCCGUGUCCUCCAUGGACCAGAAAAAAGUAUGUUUGGAUACGCCAGUGCCUUCAAGAGGACUCAGUCUGGAUAUAAGAUCAUUGUAGGCGCCCCAAAAGACAACUCCGAACGACGGAACUCUACUGGUGCCACACACGAGUGUGAUGUCACAGAGCCUUUUAGCUGUGUCAAGAUGCAUUUCCGGAGAGAAAUCACAGAGGCGCCUUCAGGAGCGUGGUACGUUGACAAUGAGAUGUACGGCUCCGUCAUCGUACAGACCAACGACUCGACCACUGUCUGCGCACCUCGAUUCAAUGACCUUCGUUAUGAGGGAAGUGGGGCUGCCUUUCUGAUAGGCCGCUGUGUUAAUGACAACGUCAACAUGCGACCAGCAGAAUUCUACCCUUUGGACAUUAAAACCUAUUUCAAAGAAAUUUACCUCGACAGCGGAAUUAGCAAGUCCGUUUACUUGAACGGUAUGGGUCAAGCCGGGAUGUCUGGUGACGCAAUGGCAGAUGGCAGCGUGUUGAUUGGCGUCCCAGGAUUCAAGGAAUGGAGGGGAGGAGUCGUUUUGCUGAAAAAGGAGGGCGACAUUGUGAUGAGACUGGAAUUAGAAAUGCCCUUUCGUAUUGCCGAAUUUUCAUACCUUGGCUACUCUGUGGUCACGGGGAAGUUGUGCGGUCAAAAAGACACCUGCUUUGCUGCAGGUGCUCCACGUGCAGAUAUAGUCUACGUAGUCAAUUACAUCAACUCAAUCAACCUACUUUCAUUGGUGAAGUCGUUGAGAGGCGAGCAGGCCGGGGCUUACUUCGGUGCCUCCCUUUGUACGGUAGAUGUUAAUGGAGACGACUUCGACGACCUGCUGGUCGGGGCUCCGUACUUCACCGACAGCAACGACGACAGUGAUCACAAGAAGAAAAUCUACAUGGAUGAAGGGCGGGUGUUUGUCUACCUGAACCUCCUCAAUGACAACAGACAGCGGGUCUUGACACAGAGCUCGGUUCUCAAGGGGAAGAAUGAAUACGGAGCCAGAUUUGGAACUUCCAUCAGUAACCUUGGAGACAUCAACGGUGAUGGUUAUGCAGAUGUUGCUGUUGGAGCGCCAUAUGAGGAUGAAGGACGCGGGGCGGUAUACAUCUACCACGGAGGGGAAGGAGGGGUGAACGCCGAGGCCAUGCAGAGAAUAGGAGGCCGCGACAUCAACGACACGGAGACAGUGGCGUCUUUUGGCUGGAGCAUCUCCAAACCUGCCGACGUGGACAGGAAUGGCUACCCUGAUAUCGCUGUCGGGGCGUACCUCUCGGAUUCUGCAGUCAUUCUCAGAACGAGGCCCAUAGUUGACCUCCACGCCAACGUCACGACUGACCCCCAGCUAAUCAUCAAGGACAGGUCUAAUUGUCCGGCGGGGACUAGCGCCGACAGGUGUUUCCUGCUGAGGAUCUGUUUCCACUACACUGGAGUCAGCCUACCUUCCAGCCUCAUAUUUGACUACGUACUCUCGGUGGAUACAUACAAAGGAAAUGGACAAAAGCGUAUACUCAUGAACUCGACACAGGGCUACGUCGACUCCAUAUCUGAUGUAAUAACUGCUAACAGCCAAACAGGGGCGUGCCGGGAGUUUCAAGCCAUCAGUGUAAAUGAUCGAGCAGAUAAGGAUCCGUUCACUGUGGUCCGUGUUGAGGCCACGUACCAACUCCCACAACCGGCGGAUCCCAACUCCGACAUCCAGCCGGUCACUAACAAGUCACGUCCCGACAAACUCAUCAAGGAUGUGGCCUUUCAACUUGAGUGUGGUGAAGACAACCAGUGUUGGUCUGACCUUGUCGUUGACCUGGAGGCGAGCAUCAAUAACGCGGAUGGGGCCGUUAUUAGGGAAGAUAUAAACAAGGAUGUCGUUAUCAACGCGACAAACGGCCUGGUGCUGAACGUGGCUGUCAGGAACGACAUGGAAACCGCAUUCGCCACAGUAGUUUAUGUCACGUGGUCUGGGACUGUGUCGAUGCAGACGACAGAGUCAUCUUCUCAACAACCUGUCGUCUGCGACGGAGACGCCGAGGAAAUCGGGGUAUUCCGAAAUCGGCUGAAAUGUGACGUUCUCCUUCCGGUGUAUUCCAAGGAGAUGUUUGCCUUUCAAGUCUUCUUCACGGCAGAUGAUAUCAGGACUGAUAUGUCCCCGCUAGAAUUUAACGUCUUUGUUCAAACCGGAAGUAACGAGACGACACCGGAUGAUAACAAAGCCAAUCUAACUACUCGCGUCUGGAUCGAUGCUCAAACAGGAAUCAUUGGAAAGUCCGAUCCCGACCAAGUUCUGGUACGGAUGGAUGAACUGGACAAAACCAAGGUUACUAUCGGGCACAAAUACGUCAUCAAGAACGCUGGUCCUAGUUUCUUGCCGUACACACGUGUCUCCGUCAACCUUCCAUACUUCAACCAGAAGAAGGAGGCGCUAGUGGAGGCAGCAGACAUCAGAAUCCUACAUGAAGACGGAACAAGCGUCGGCUGUCAGCGAUACAUAAAAAGUAAAGGCAUCGCGCAGAGUUCCACCACAUCAACAACAUCAACGACAACGUCGACUGAACCAGUGGAGACAACGACUGCUUUCUUACCCGUCCUGCCUCCUUCCAAAUUAAAGGAGCGCAAAACAAGAGCCAUCGCAAAAAACGUCCUGGACAUGGACUGUGCAGACUUCAAGUGUGUUGAGUACACGUGUCCUCUGCAUCAUCUGAGCCCGGGGAGUAGCGCCAUCGUCAACAUCACCGUCUGGAUCCCAGGAAGCAGCCUGCCCUUUUAUGAUCGGGUUGACUUCCUGAGGUACUACACUGAAGCCACCGUGAUCCAACCUGACCACCCCCUGCUCUACCCCUGGGGACAGGCUGUCGAGACGAAGAUAAUGACGCCAAUCUACCCCGAAAAUCCACCCGGCAAGGUCAACAUCUGGAUCAUCAUCGGCAGCGUCCUUGCCGCCAUCGUCAUCCUCAUCAUAAUCUUCAUCGUGCUGUGGAAGUGCGGCUUUUUCAAGAGGGAGAAAAAAGGCAAGGUGCAGAAAUGGAAGCGAGAGAGCGGUUACUACGGGAGAAACCAAUCACGUGCUCCACGAAACAGCAAAGCCCCAGAAGACGCCAAAGAGAGUCCAGAAGAGUCCAACGAAACCCCCAUGGAGUCGGCCAAAGAUGAAAAGGGAGCCAUGUCAUCAUAGAGAACAAUGGAUAUUUAAAAAAAUAUUUUCUUUAAAAUAAUGGAAAGCAAAAACUUUGUCUAGGUUUUUACACUUAAUACCUUAUGUCCAGCAAAAAAUGUUGCAAUGAAAGAAAAUGUUUAGUCUCUCCUCGUAAAGAAGAAAAUGUUAAAAAGCAACAAAAUAUUGUACUAAAGAAAACGUCCCUAAACCUAUUCAUGGUGUACUCAAAUGCUCAAAAAAGAAAAGAAUGUAUCAAAAGCUAAAAUAUUCUUAUAAGAAAUAUGCAAUCCUCACUAAACCUAUUUAGGGUGUACACAAUAUGAAUAACUGAAAUGUUCAAUUUCUCCUUGAACAGAAAAGAAUGUAAAAAACUAAAUAUUCUU
Haliotis rubra (blacklip abalone) is the source of this 3643-nucleotide messenger RNA. RefSeq names its product integrin alpha-3-like. NCBI's taxonomy places the organism in Eukaryota, Metazoa, Mollusca, Gastropoda, Lepetellida, Haliotidae. Bases 12 to 3278 code for a protein of 1088 amino acids. Gene Ontology annotation, cellular component: external side of plasma membrane; integrin complex. Gene Ontology annotation, biological process: integrin-mediated signaling pathway; cell-matrix adhesion; cell adhesion mediated by integrin. The transcript is spliced from 21 exons. Gene Ontology annotation, molecular function: integrin binding. The record is from RefSeq and is a predicted model, not a curated record.